Mesorhabditis belari is the source of this 1494-nucleotide messenger RNA. The record is from the annotation of a GenBank genome assembly. NCBI's taxonomy places the organism in Eukaryota, Metazoa, Nematoda, Chromadorea, Rhabditida, Rhabditidae.
AUGAUUCUCCGAUUUGGCUUGUUUCUUCUGGCUUUAGUUUAUUUGGCUACAGCAGCGCAAGAUUGUUUAUGUUACGGCAAUCAAACCGCUGCCUCUAUCUUCACUCCGACCAACCCACGAGAUAAUGAAUAUAAUUCGUGCUAUCCACCCGGUGGUGCCUGUCCUUAUAUUGCAGCAACGGGCAAUUCAAGUCUCGUAUUAGCCAACAUUCAAUUCAACACGUUUUCCUCCGCAAGCCAACCCAAUGACUUGCAAAUCAUCAUUAUGGAUGGCCCAACCAUGGCUUUCGACCUGAGACCCGCUGAUCUGAACAACCCCGACAUCGUCAAAGCGUUGGCAAACUUCGUAAGCCAAACUUCGGAGCUUGACAUUAGCAUGAAAUUUUAUAAUGGUGUAAAAGAUGGUAUCAUCAGUUUCUAUUUCCGGCCGCAACUGAAAGUGACCAUACCAACAUUGCCACCGACGACCCCACCUCCAACUUUUGCAACUGUGAGUGGAGCUCCAAGUCAACCAGCUUUGAUUGGAGCCGAUAUUGCCUUCGCUUAUGUAUCGGCUGGAUCGGAUCUAUCGCUGUUCCAAAAGAUGUCGGACGCAAUUACUGCAACGGUAACGUCUUUGAAUGUGGUCACGACAAACACGAGCCCAGCGGGAGUGCGACUUUCUUUCUGUGCGCCCUCGAAGACCAACAGCGCAAACACUUUUGGUGAUCAAUGGGAUCUCGAUCUGGACACGUUUAAUAGCUUUGUGCAAGUUGUACCGAAAAAGAUUGGUCUCGACAAAUCGCUAUGGGUCCCUGCAUUGGAGGCGUUUGUCGGUUCCGGUGGCUACUUUGAUUCUUCUUCUGAUCACCGUCCAAGAGAAAAUGUGCAAAAAAUUUUUGUCUUCUUUACCCAAAGCAGUCCAUCGGAAGACGCAGACACAUUAAAACCGUUGCUUUCAAAAUUGGCAGAAUUGGACGUUCACAUGGUUGUGGUCGAUGUUCGACCAGGACCAGAUACUUACUUUAAUGGGCUUCUCGAUAAUGAUUCAGGGGUCAAAAAUUUUGCCUAUAUGAACCUGGCAGCGAAUAACGGUUUCCUUUUCGAUUACGUUCUGCAGAGUGACAAAGAUCCCAAAUAUGGUUGCACAUAUGAUCAGGCCAAGACAAGCUUUAACAUCACUGAAACGCCGCUGACUUUAUCUUGGCCACAAGCCUUUGGUGGCGACACCCAAUACUGCAACAAUCAAGAGACCAUUUUGAAUCUUGAAAGUAAAGUGCCCAACACAAUGAAUCUAUGUGUUUCCGUGCCUUCGUAUUACCUUGAAACCGAAAGGGACUACUUGAGAUUCUACGCUGGCGGAAUGGAAAUUGCCAGUUUCACCGGACUUGACGUGGUUGGAUCAAAAUUCCUGAUUCCCGGCAAUCAAACAACAGUCACUUUCUAUACCAACGAAAACACGAUUUACGAAGGAGUUCAAUUCGAAAUUACGGCUACCACGGAGGCAGCAUGUCCA